Messenger RNA from Durotheca rogersii, 1542 nucleotides. RefSeq lists its product as uncharacterized. The transcript is spliced from 2 exons. Lineage: Eukaryota; Fungi; Ascomycota; Sordariomycetes; Xylariales; Xylariaceae. The record is from RefSeq and is a predicted model, not a curated record. The coding region runs from base 1 to 1542 and encodes 513 amino acids.
AUGAAUUCGUCAACGGACCGGUACGAGUACAGCACGCUCGAGGUUAACACCGAGGCCCAGGCACGCAACGAGGCCCAGUACGCCGAGUCGACGCGCGCCUCCGACCUACCCGAGGUCAACCAGUAUGCGAACCCGGACUAUAGCUAUCCCGAAGUUGUCGGCGGCGGUGCCGCCCUUGCCGCCGCAAAGGUCGAGAUAGACCGCACGCCUCCCGAAGCGGUCGCGCUUGCGGAAGGCGAUGCCAUUCUACCGCCAGAGGAACCGAGGAUAUGUGGCGUGAGGCGGAAGGUUUUCUGGGGUCUGCUCGCCGCGGCUAUAGUACUGAUCGUGGGCAUCGUCGUAGGCGUAACGGCCGGCGUGGUGGUCAAUCAGAAUAAGGACUCGGGCUCGAGUAUCGGCAGCGGGAAUGGGAGCAACGAGAGUGGAGCGGCGGAAGAGGACCCCCUCGCGCUGUUCCCGGAUACGCGGAUCGCGACGGCCAACUUCACAGACGGGCUAGGAAACGAGAACUAUCUGGUAGCUUUCCAGCUGAACAACCGCGGCAUCUAUAUAUCAUCGUGGAAUUCUUCGGAGGGGAGGUGGAUCGUGUCACCGGUCGUCGACGGCAACACGAACAAUCUAAGCUUUAACGACGUUAGGAGGGGGACGGCGCUGUCCCUCGACGUCUUCAGAUACGAUACUUCGUCGCGAGACGUCCACAUAUACUGGCAGCUCCCCGACAGCGGCGGCCUCUCGACGAUCAAGGCGCUCAUGUACCCGCGCAACCCCGGCUUUCAGACGGCGAUGGCGAUGCCGACGGCGAACUGGGUCGACACGGGGGCGGCCAACGUGUUCGUGUCGCAGGCCGGGUCGUCGCUCAUCUCGUACGGGAAGCAGUGCGACCUCUGCAACCAGUACACGUACGUGUACUGGCAGACGGACAGCGGCCUGCGCGAGGCCGUGUACGAGAACGCGACGACGGACUGGGUCGGCAAGACGGCCAACAUCGACGCGGGGCUGGCGGCGCCGGGCGCGAACUCGUCGCUCGCGCUCGCGCACACGGCCGCCCUCACGACCUCGGGCCACCGCAGCAUGGACAUCUUCUACCGGGCGGCGUCGGGCGCGCUGUCGCUCAUCGUCAACGGCGACGGGCGCUACGUCGGUUUCUCGCUGGGGCGCCGGCUCGGCCCGCGCGCCGGCAUCGCCGCCUUCUCCACCGGCUACAACGAGACCGGCGGCUUCCGCGAGCAGUACGGCUUCCAGGUGCUGACGGUCGACCCGGACGUCGCCGCCGACGACGCGGCCGCCGGCGGCGUCCGCCUCACCUCCUACCGCCGCCAGACCGACGCCUGGACCAGCGCCGCCGCCGCGGUCGCCGCCCUCGCCGACUGCGCCCCCCGCAACACCAUCGUCGCCAACCGCGCCCGCCGCGUCUACUGCCUCCAGGGCACCGGCGACGACGUCGAGAUCGUCGAGUACCGCUGGCGCGGCGACCCCGACGACGCCACCACGCUCGGCGACUACGAGAGGGUCGGCACGGUAGACACCACCGUGGAGAGCUAA